AUGUCUUCCCCCGACCUGAUUGCUCCUCGGCUCUCUCGCACUCCUACUCUUGUCGACCAGAAUGAGGAGAGGAGUCUUGAUGCUCUCACUCUCUCCACCCCACCAAAGAAGGCAGAGGCUGUCGUCACCGAGAGCAGCGAGUCAGAAGAGAACGUGACGUUCAAGAAAGACUUCGGCUUCUGGAUGAUCAUCCUUUCUCUCUGUGUCACAUCGAUCUUGGCUGCUCUUGAUCUGACGGCCGUGUCCACUGCUCUCCCCACGAUCGUCGACGACCUGCAUGGGGGGUCCGACUUUGUCUGGAUCGGUUCCGCCUUCACGCUCUCUUCCACCGCCAUCCUUCCGCUGUCCGGCAACAUCGCCACGAUCUUCGGACGCCAGUGGGCCCUACUCUCCUUUAUUUUUCUUUUCGCCGUCGGCAGUGCCGUCACCGGCUCGGCUAGAGACAUGCCCUCGAUUAUUGCGGGUCGGACCGUCCAAGGUUUGGGCGGCGGAGGCAUCCUCUCCCUAGCAGAGAUCGUCGUUGCGGACCUGGUGCCUCUCCGCGAGCGAGGCGUCUAUCUCGGCAUCCUUGGUGCUACGUGGUCUCUCGCGAGCGCCAUCGGCCCGCCCAUUGGAG
Dacryopinax primogenitus is the source of this 616-nucleotide messenger RNA. Its product is annotated as MFS general substrate transporter. The annotation marks the transcript as partial. Gene Ontology annotation, biological process: transmembrane transport. Gene Ontology annotation, molecular function: transmembrane transporter activity. Lineage: Eukaryota; Fungi; Basidiomycota; Dacrymycetes; Dacrymycetales; Dacrymycetaceae. The transcript is spliced from 2 exons. The record is from RefSeq and is a predicted model, not a curated record.